AGGAACAGGAUCCGGUUUAUGUGCCCGAAAAAGUACCCUCACCCUCUUUUUGUAGAGCAGGAUUUCUGAUACUGAUCGUGAUGGGAUUUCGUUUACAACGAAUUGCAGGUGUCGCUUCACUUCUGGACAAUACCAGCAUGAAUAACUAGAACUACAAUCACUGACGUUUAUUCACAGUAUUUGCUCGGGAUCCACAGCGUCACCACUUUCGGUAAUUUUGUGCUGAGUGUCGGUUCGAUCUUCCCCGUCUUUCAACAUUCAAGAUGACAGGUAUCAAGGCCGUUGUGCCGGACGCAGUUCCGGAGAUGCCCCAGUGGAAGACCACUGGGGAGCACAUGUCCAUUGCUGGCACCCUAACCCUGGAUACGUCCAAGAAGUGCUUUUCCGUACCUGGCGUGACGGACACGCCCACGUCGAGCACGACAAGUACCGCGACACCAGGAACGGCGGAGCUUUCGAUCAACGACGUGUUUUUUGUCAAAGAAGGCAGUUUUGAGGACCACCGGGGCGACUACGUGAACGUGCCCGUGCCGUUUCCCGUGCUGGAAGGCGGGGUGGCUGCUUCGAAGAAGAACGUCGCCCGGGGGUUCCACUGUUCGCCCUUCCCGAAGGUGGUGGGGUGUCUAACCGGAAAAAUGUAUGACGUGUUACUGGAUCUACGGACGGCGAGCACGACGUUCGGAAAAAUCUUCACCUGCACGUUGCUGCCGAAAAAGGGUAUAAUCUAUAAUUUCAGCUGUGAUGGUCAUGGUGAGGAUAAGCAUAAGAAGAGCUCGGCUUCACCGCCUGUGGUGCUCGGAUCUGUUCCUGCCUCUUUUGUAGCCAUGAUGUACGUAGUCAGUGAUCAUCAGCAUGUCAUUUCUGUCAACAUUCUCGCUGCCGUUGCUAUUCUUGAUUACGAGGAACGAGUAUAGUAAAAGCAGAAGCACACGGAAAAAAAAAUCGACAUCAAAACAGGCUACCUCUACGUGCCGGCCGGGGUGGCGCACGGGUACGUGGCCCUGGAGGAUGACACGUUGACGCAGUACUACAAGGGGGAUUUUUUUGAUCCCGCGAAAGAGAUCAACGUGAACAUGGAAAGCACCGAAUUCACCAUUUUUGGCACCGCCUCCUUCCCGCUUAAGGCUGAAGACUUGAUCUUCUCCGAGAAGGACAAGGCGCUGCCGAAGUUCGAGGACGUUUACGCGGCCUGUCUGGUCCCGAAAGAGGAGCAAAAACCGAAGAAGGUCUGGUACGCGCUAUUACAGUGAAAAAUGCCCCCACCCCCAAAGUUGCAAAAAUGUGUGAUGCGAAGUUUCCAAAUGAAAACCUUUUGCCAUGCAUGAAAGGAGUAUGAAUCUUUCUGAUGCAGAGUCUAGGCGUGUAUCGCAUCGCUUGCAUGACAAGCGGUAAGCUUGGUGGAGUCUUCUGCAAUACAAAUUUUUGCUGUUUACGAUUGGAAACCUGUGAUGCUGAUAGAUGCAAGAGGGCGAAUGUUUCAUUUGGAAAGGUUUGCAACACAAAUGCUCCCAAGUAAUUCGGGGUCGGGGGCAUUUUUCAUUGUAAUACGCGCCCCACAAGUUCGAGUCGUACGGGGACGAAGAGUAUGAAAUGCAAAAGUGUCUGGGUCUGGAAACUUGUAAUGCAAGUCAGCCAAUAACAAAUGCAGUGUAAUGCGCCGCCAAGCAUGACAAGUUGCUUCGUGGUUCUGUGCUGCGUAUUCCGCAUGAGAAACUGCGUUUUUGCAUCACAGGCGAGAGAGGCUGUUUGUGGCCACGCAAUACAGAUUUAAGGGCCAUGCCAGAUCAGCAUGACAAAUCUCGCAAUCUUCCAGACCCAGACACUUUUGCAGUUGAU
Amoebophrya sp. A120 is the source of this 1836-nucleotide messenger RNA. The record is from the annotation of a GenBank genome assembly. Lineage: Eukaryota; Dinophyceae; Syndiniales; Amoebophryaceae.